AGUAGUUAAGUUUAGUUAACUAGUGAAUGAUGGGACAGCAUGUCUCGAGAACAGAUUUUGAGUGGACGACCGACGAUCAACCCCAUAACUCUAGAAGAGCUGCGAUUUUGAAGAAAUAUCCAGAAAUCAAACAGUUGUUCGGCCAUGAUCCAAAUUUCAAGUGGAUAUGUACGGCUAUGGUAUUUACUCAAAUAGCAUCACUUUACUUCCUUCAAGAUAAAUCAUGGCCUGUGCUAAUAAUAGUAGGAUACUGCUUUGGUGGAGUCAUAAAUCAUUGUUUAGCUUUAGCUUUACAUGACAUCUCCCAUAAUGUAAUUUUCGGUAACUCUAGAUAUUUGGCUAAUCGAUUCUUUGGGAUCUUUGUGAACCUUCCUAUUGGCUUACCAAUAUCAAUAUCCUUUAAAAAGUAUCACACAGAUCAUCAUAGAUAUCAAGGAUUUGAAGGUUUAGAUGCAGACGUACCUACAGAUUUUGAAGCUCAUCUCUUCUGUACAACAUUUGGAAAAUUCUGUUGGAUUUUGUUGCAGCCAUUCUUUUUUUGUUUACGUCCAUUGUUUAUAAAACCUCAACCAAUAGUUAAGCUAGAAAUUGUUAAUGCAAUAAUUCAAAUAAUUUUUGAUGUGAUUAUAAUUUACAUUUUUGGAUGGAAAAUGUUGGCUUAUCUUAUCAUUGGAACACUUUUGACUAUGGGAUUACAUCCUCUCGCUGGUCAUUUCAUAAGUGAACAUUACAUGUUUCAUAAAGGAACUUCAACUGCUUCAUAUUAUGGACCUCUGAAUUGGAUUACAUAUAAUGUUGGAUAUCAUAAUGAGCACCACGAUUUUCCAUCAAUUCCUGGAUUUCGAUUGCCACUUGUCAAGAAAAUUGCCGCUGAAUUCUACGAUAAUUUACCUCAACAUCAUUCAUGGACUAAAGUUAUUUAUGACUUCAUAUUUGAUCCUGCAAUGGGUCCUUAUGCUCGCGUUAAACGAAAACCUAAAGUUUCUUAAAAAAAUUAACAAUGCGUUUGUUUUAUUAUUUACUGAGAAAAUAAUUUUCCUCCAUCAAUUUGACACGUACUUAGCAUCUAAAUGAUUUAUGUUUAAUUAAUUCUUCGUUAAUCUUAUUAUAACAAAUAAUGACAGGAUUUUAUAAAAAUAUUUGUAGGAAAAGAGUGAGUGCAAAAGCUUGAUAUGAAAAAAGACCUAAAAAAGUAUACAUGAAUUCAUAAAAGUUCAGAAUGGAAUAUAUUCAGUCAGACCACUAGAAAACUAUUAUUAAAGUUAAUUUUCGACACGAACAUUGUAUCUACUUAAACAAUCUAAAUGUAUUAACAUGUGUAACCCGAGAGUGAAUCAUCAUUAGGUUCUUUUUUCCAUACAGACAAAACGCAUGAUAAAGUGUGAACAUUCACUAAACAAUUUUGAAUAGAAACUGUUUUGAAGUAUAAGCUGUAAAGGCUGAUCCAAUAAACAAAGCAUUUUCAGGAAAAAAAUAUUGUAAAUUUCAAAUAAAAAUGAAAAUGAACAUCCAUACGAAUUGUCAUCGCUAAUUUAUAAUUUUAAGUGGUUCGAGUUUGUAUGGUUUUAGAAGUAUUUUGGUAGACUCCAAAUGUAUAUGUAUGCUGACUCAAAACCUUGCAAAUGUUUCAAUUUACAAGGAAAGGCAAUAAAAGUGUCUGUUUACAGCAAUGUACUGAACUACAUAUUCGUGUCUAUUCUGACAUACAGCAGCUAAAAUUAGCUUAUUAACAUUUUAUUAAAAACUAAAGCUUAAUGGAAUCAAAGGCAGUUAAUAUUUAAUUUUCAUUUCAAAAUAUG
Chironomus riparius is the source of this 1799-nucleotide messenger RNA. NCBI's taxonomy places the organism in Eukaryota, Metazoa, Arthropoda, Insecta, Diptera, Chironomidae. The record is from the annotation of a GenBank genome assembly.